GCAGUUCGGAUAAUAAUAAAUAUGACACACCAUGGUUUUCAAAAACUAAUGAAUGAGCUCCUGAUAAAAAUAUCACAGUUCCCCCAGUUUUGUUGAUUGUCAAAUUUAUUAUCAUUGCCAAAAUGGCAUUGGUUGGCCUCAAACCUGUCCGCCUGGUCACUUUUAUGAACCAAAAAUGAAUUCAAGAGGGUGUACAAUGAGUAUGUACUUACCCAAAAAGGAGGCAAACUGUCGUACUGCAGGUAGUUGGGUCUAAGUUGUCAGCAGGGGGAGAUUGUGAAACCAUAUGUGGUGAAGAAGAAAUUCAGACUAGAAGGAGAAAGUGUGAAAAUUCACCUCCAUCUAAUGGUGGAGAUGACUGUCCAGGUGUUUCAAUUGAGAUAAGGUCAUACAUGAAUCCAACUGUACAGAAUAUGAAUAUACAACUUUAAUGGUUUCAAUGAAAAGGUCUGUCCAGUUGAACAAAGGCAAAGUUAAAUGGAGUUCAGUUGAUUUAAAUAUUAAUAAUCUCCUGGAAAGUAGGUGAUUAGGAAAGUUUAUUGAGAAUUACUGAACUAAAUGCUAUUUGCUUCCUAAUCACUUAAUAACUACCUGUAUUGUGCAAUAUAUUUUUACCCAUUGCUUGAAUUGUUAAGUAAAGUUUUUGUUAAGAAUUUUAUUUGUAAUGUGUUUUUCACUUGAAAAUAUUUCAUUACAUUCAUAUUGAAAAAAAUUUAGUUUGGGAAGAAAUGAAUCAUUUUUUGUGCAUUCCUUAUAAAAGCUUUUGAUGAUAAGACUUUGUGUUAAAGGAAGUUUAGCUAUAAAAUGAAUUUAAUAUUUGUGAAUUUUCUUAUAUAUCUCAUAGUUUUACUUUCCUUUGCCAAAGGUAAGAUUGUAUUUUGGCAAUGCGACUUUGAAACAGAUAAUUGUUUACUGGAAACAACUGUACCAGAUGAUCUAAGAAUUUACAAAUUUCGUAGAGGACACUUAAAUUCAUCUUUAAACUCUACAGGAAAAUGCAUGUACGCAAAACAGAAUAGUUCUUUUAUCAAAGAAGCUUAUCUAUAUUCGAAAAAAUUGAAAAUUCCAAUAAUUUCUACAAUUUUUCUAUGUUUAAAAUUUGAUCUUCUUCUAACAUCUUUCACUGAUAAACUAUAUAUUUACGCAUUGAAGAAUGGACGUGUUUUACAAGUAAAAGUCUUUUCUGCAAGUUAUUCUGAUUAUAAAAAAUGGAUUACAAAAGAAAUCAGUUUAAAUGGCAAUUUUGAUCAGUGCAUUAUCAAAGCUGAAAAAGUCACUGAAAGUGAUUCUAUAGUGGCUAUUGACAAUAUUGAAAUAAAUAGUUGUUCAAAUGAUUUACCUACACUUUCUCCUCCAUCUUCCCUAUCAGUAAAGUUGAAUUGUAACUUUAACUUGAAAAAUUUCUGUCAAUACUCCCAGCAAACCAAUGGAAGUAGUUGGCAAAUAAAUGAUCCAACUAUACACUAUUUACCACCUUAUCAGGAUGUAAGUAAAACAGGACAUUUUGCUCACAUUAACUCUUACUUUUGUAAGAAUGGAGUUAUUGAAAGUUUCCACAGUCCUCUAGUAACAAUCAAUGAGAAAGGAUGCAAAUUUUCAUUCUAUUACUUUAUAAGUGGUAAUAAUGUUGCAAAUGGUAUAAAAAUCUAUACAAAAGGUAAGGGAAAUCAACAAAAUUUACUAUUGGAUAAUCCAAGCUCAAGUGGAAAUGGAUGGAUUAAGAGAACAGUUGAUCUUCCAGUUGGAAGCUAUAAUAUAAUUUUUGAACGAGAAUGUAAAUGGUUCAGUAGUUAUUCAUUUGCCAUUGAUCAACUUAAAAUGGAAAGCUGUAAAGUAGGGUCAGAAGAAUCAACAGCAGCAACAACAGCAGCAACAUCAACUGUAAGACCUAUUGCUAAUAAAUAUCCUCCCGAAAGAUUGCAAUGUACAUUUGAGAAAGGAUUUUGUAAUUAUACACAAAAGUCUAGUUUUAAUUGGUCAAUUGGCACAAAAACACCUUCAUUAGAAACUGGCCCGCAACAGACAUAUUUUGGUCAAUUUGUCUAUUUUGAGGCAAGCUAUGCCUAUGAGACAGAUGUUGCUAUUCUAGAAUCUCCAAUUGUCUAUAUAAAUAAGAAAAUUUGUUUAUCAUUUAUAUAUAAUAUGUAUGGAGAAGAUAUGGGUCAUUUUCUUGUCUCAUUAGUCACUUUAGACAAAAAUAAACAGAUAAUAGUUGGUAAUGAAACUCUUCUAUAUAAACAUGAAAAUCAAGGAAAGCAAUGGCUAAAAUUUUCACAUACAAUCCAUGGAAAUUCUUCUAAAAUUGUGUAUCAGAGAUUGCUGUUCUAUGGAUUUUAUAGUAAAGGCUAUACAGGAGAUAUUGCUUUUGAUGAGAUUAAAAUAGCUGAUGGAGUUUGCCAAACAUCAAAACCAGAUAUUGAUAUUAAUAAGCCACUUUGCGGUAGAACUGGUAAUAUUAGUGCAGUAAAAAAUGCUUCAAUAGCAGACUUUCCAUGGCAUGUUUGGAUAUAUGGACUUAUAAACAGUACCUAUUACAUUGUAUGUGAAGGAGCAAUUGUUCAUAAAAGAUUUAUUCUAACUACUGCAGCUUGUGAACUUGAUAGAUAUACAAAAUUCUCAAUUAUUGCUGGAUCUUCAAAGAGAUAUAGUGGAAAAGCAUACUAUGGAGAAAAGUUUAUAAAACACUCAAAGUAUAGCCAUCUUCCAAUUAAUUAUAAUCUAGCUCUAAUAAGGUUGGAAAAGGAGAUUGAAUUCAGUGAUAAAAUUAACCCUGCCUGCUUAAUUGAACAAAAUCUGAAUGGAAUGGAGGAAUAUGAAUGCUAUGUUACAAGUUAUGGAACAUUAAAGCCAAAAAUUCUUACUUAUAACCUUACAAAACUGCAACAAAAUCUGGUUAAUGAACAACAAUGCAAGGAGUCUUUCUUCAUCAACUAUACUUUAUAUCCGGAAACGCUUUGUGCAAAAUCUUCCAAGACUUCUCAAAGUCAAUCUAUCUAUUACGAUAUAGGAUCUCCAUUAAGUUGUAAAGUUAAUGGAAAAUGGUUUGUUGGAGGAAUUUUACAGAAUUCGACCAAAUUGUAUAAAAAUGGUUUAAUAUUAUAUUCACAAACUGGAAAAAAUUACAGAUGGAUAGAGAAGACUAUAAAAAAUAAUAUUAACAUCAAGUUAACAAGACCAACUGUUCCACCUUCACCUAUGACUCAAAAACCUAAAAUUAGGCCUACAGUUGGACUCAAUCAUAAAAAUUGCGGUGUUCUAGGUAGUAGUCCAUUAAUUAUUGGAGGAAGAAGGGUUACCUCUGCAGGGGAAUUUCCAUGGCAGGUAAAAUUUUAAAUUGGGGGAAGUAGGUGGAGAUGAAAAGUUCAUUUUAGUAAAAAUACUACAAUAUCCUAUAUAUUAGGUACAAAUAAUACAAACAACAUAUACAAACAACUUUGUUUGUGGUGGAAUUCUUAUUCAUGAACGAUUUGUACUUACAGCUGCUUAUUGCGUACCACAGUUCGUUUUUUAUUUUUUACCAUUUGUUUUAAAUUUUAAAUGUCAUCAGACAUAGUUGUUUUAUUAAUUAAGGAUAUCUGUUCAGAGCAGUAACCUUCAUUGUAAAAUUGGGAUCUACUAAAUUAUACAAUGGAAAACAAUAUAAUGUGACAAAAAUCCAUAUCCAUCCAGACUAUAAUGAGAUUUUUAGCCAGAAUGAUAUAGCCAUACUAAAAUUGGAUAGAGCUGUUAAAAUGUCAGAUUCAAUCAACACUGCUUGUUUAGAUAAUCAACCUCUAACUGGUAAUGAAGACUAUAAAUGCUACACUUCCGGUUUUGGAUAUUUAUCACAAAAUUCCACAGAUGCUAGUUCUUAUUUGAUGAAAACUAAAAUUCAAUUGAAAACACAACACAUUUGUGCUAAUGAAAUGAUUAAGAAAGCUAAUAAGCAAAUAACACUAUUAAAUUAUCCAGAAAAAAUCUGUGGGUAUGGUAUUGAAACUGCUGAUUCUCAAAUUUGCUAUGGUGAUGGUGGAGGUCCUCUAUCCUGUAAUAUUGGUGGGAAAUGGACAGCAAGUGGAGUAGCUAGCUUGAUUAUUAUAGGGUGUCUACAUGGAAAAUCUAUAUUUUCCCAAACAGCAAGCCAAUACAACUAUAUUAAAAAAGUUAUUGAAUAUGAAGAAAACAUGUAGAUGAAUGAUAUUCUUAAUAAUAAAUUUCAUUUAAAUUCUUAUAAUCUCUCUCUCUCUCACUAAUUUUUAUAGACCUAAUGAAAAAUGUGGAAAUGAUUAUGCAUAAUUUUCAAAAAGUAUAUAUAUAUAUAUAUAGUAUAAAAGACAGUUUGCAACCAAUUCUAAAACAAAUACAACCCAUCUCUUCAAUAUUGACUCAUUCAAUUUAUCACAAACCUACAAGUAGAUUAGAAGCUAUUUAUAUUUUGAUCAGAAUGUAAAGUUCCAUUAUGCUAAUUCCUAGAAAAUAAAAGUUAUUUUAAUGUUCUAUCAUGUCUAA
This is a messenger RNA of Dimorphilus gyrociliatus, 4488 nucleotides long. The record is from the annotation of a GenBank genome assembly. NCBI's taxonomy places the organism in Eukaryota, Metazoa, Annelida, Polychaeta, Dinophilidae.